Molecule: messenger RNA, 2157 nt
Organism: Candidozyma haemuli
Lineage: Eukaryota; Fungi; Ascomycota; Pichiomycetes; Serinales; Metschnikowiaceae
Gene: VTC4
Product: Vtc4p
Exons: 1
Coding region: 1-2157 (718 amino acids)
Biological process (GO): microautophagy; polyphosphate metabolic process; vacuole fusion, non-autophagic
Cellular component (GO): fungal-type vacuole membrane; vacuolar transporter chaperone complex
Source: RefSeq, a predicted model, not a curated record
AUGAAGUUUGGUGAACACUUGCGUAAGGCGCUUAUAAAGAACUACUCGUUCUAUUACAUCGACUAUGACGAUCUCAAGCACCAGUUGAAGAAACACUUGAAGGAGAAUGACUAUGAGUGGACAGAUGAGUUUGAGGAGGAGUUCGUGGCUGCGUUGGAGGACGAAUUGGAUAAGGUGUACUCGUUUACGAAGGUGAAGAACACUGAAGUGAACAGGAGAAUUGAGCUGGCGGAAAAGUACGUUUAUGAAGUGGUGGAUGCGUUGCAGAACCCUAACAGCAAGACGAAGAAGCCGCUGGAGCAGGACUUUGACGACUUGGAGGAGGAUCUUUCUGAUAUUAUUGCUGACGUGCACGAUUUGGCUAAGUUCACCAGACUCAAUUACACUGGGUUCCAGAAGAUCUUGAAGAAGCACGAUAAGACCACUUCGUAUAGCUUGAAGCCGAUUUUCCAGGUCCGUUUGAACGCUAAGCCUUUCUUUAAGGAUAACUACGAUAAGUUGAUUGUGAAGUUGUCGAAAUUGUACGAUUUGGUUAGAACCAGAGGUAACCCUGUCAAAGGUGACUCUUCUGCUGGUGGUACGCAACAGAAUUUCGUCAGACAAACCACCAAGUACUGGGUCCACCCAGAUAAUAUCACUGAAUUGAAGUUGAUCAUCUUGAAGCACUUGCCUGUGUUGGUUUUCAAUGCUGAAAAGGAGUUUGAAGCUGAGGAUUCGGCUAUUACCUCGAUUUACUUUGAUAACAAGGACAUGGACUUGUACUAUGGUCGUUUGCGUAAGGAUGAAGGUGCUGAAGCUAUACGAUUGCGUUGGUACGGUGGCAUGAAGAGCGACCAGAUCUUCGUGGAGAGAAAGACCCACAGAGAGGACUGGACUGGUGAAAAGUCUGUCAAGGCUCGUUUCGCCUUGAAGGAAAAGAAGGUUAAUUCUUUCCUCAAGGGUGAAUACACUGCUACCCAAGCUUUCGAGAAGAUGAGAAACGAGGGCAAGAAGUCCACCAAGGAAAUUAACAACUUGGAGCUGCUUGCUAAGGAAGUCCAGUACUCCGUCUUGAAGCACAAGUACAGACCUGUGAUGCGUUCUUUCUACAACAGAACUGCUUUCCAGCUUCCAGGUGAUGCUCGUGUUCGUAUUUCUCUUGAUACCGAAUUGUCCAUGGUCCGUGAGGAUAACUUUGACGGUUACGACAGAACCCAUGGUAACUGGAGAAGAAUGGAUAUCGGUGUGGACUGGCCAUUCUCCCAACUUCCAGAAAGAGAUAUUUGCAGAUUCCCAUACGCUGUCUUGGAAGUGAAGUUGCAGACCCAGAUGGGCCAGGAGCCUCCAAUGUGGGUCAGAGACUUGGUGUCCAGUCACUUGGUAGAGGCUGUUCCUAAGUACUCUAAGUUCAUCCAUGGCGGUGCUACGUUGUUGACGGACAGGGUCAACUUGUUGCCAUUCUGGUGGCCACAGAUGGAUGUUGAUAUUCGUAAACCUCGUAUCCAGCAGGGCUACGGUAUCUCUAGACAACAGCAGAAGCCCAAGUCUUCUUCAUCUGGCGGUGAGCUCGACGAAGAAGAGAUGUUGCUGGAGGAGCUUAACAGAUACUCUUCAGUGCACUUUUCCAACGAUACCAACCCAUUAGAGGAGGACUUGGACGAGAACUCGCCUUUACUUUUACCUUCCAGCUACACUGCCAGAAACGAUUCCCCAGUCUCGAACUUCUUCAGAUACCUCUGGGCCAAGUUCUUGCACGUCUUCAAUGACGACCGUACAUUCACGAUCAAGCCCGGCACCGACUUUGACAUUAAUUCAACAUUUGCAUCUAAGUUGCCCAAGGGUAAGAAGAUCUGUGUGCCAAUCAGAAUUGAACCAAAGGUCUACUUUGCUGCCGAAAGAACCUUCUUGGCCUGGCUUUCUAUUGGUAUGAUUCUCGGUGCUACUGCAACUGCAUUGCUCAACUAUGGUGACAAGUCUUCCAUUGUCGCUGCCGUUGGCUUCUUCAUUACCGCAUUGUUCACCUUGACUUACUCGAUCAUCAAAUACAUUGGCAGAACGUUAGCCAUCAGAGAGAAGAAGAUUGCCCAAUACUCAGACAAGUUUGGACCAAACAUGAUCUGUUUCUUUAUUGCCGCAGCUACUUUCUCGACCUUCUUCUUUAAAUUCUCCGAAGUUUAA